Lacerta agilis (Sand lizard) is the source of this 1658-nucleotide messenger RNA. RefSeq names its product G protein-coupled receptor 1 (gene CMKLR2). NCBI's taxonomy places the organism in Eukaryota, Metazoa, Chordata, Lepidosauria, Squamata, Lacertidae. Gene Ontology annotation, molecular function: complement receptor activity; G protein-coupled receptor activity. The record is from RefSeq and is a predicted model, not a curated record. Gene Ontology annotation, cellular component: plasma membrane. Gene Ontology annotation, biological process: phospholipase C-activating G protein-coupled receptor signaling pathway; inflammatory response; positive regulation of cytosolic calcium ion concentration. Bases 226 to 1290 code for a protein of 354 amino acids. The transcript has 3 exons.
GUAUCAUCCAAAAGAAGAAAGCGGUAGGAAAGCGCUCCUGCUGAGCCGAAUUCAAAAUUUUCAUUUCCUUUUGGACUCGGGGGUGACCUCCAGGUGUAAGACUAUAUUAGCAAAGUGCCCAGCCAGAGCUGCUGCUGCCUCGAAACUUUGGACGGACAAUAAGUAGCAAAGCUUCUCAGCCAUUCUGAAAGCAAAUAGUCAGCAACCGUGGCAUCCGCAGAUCUCAUGGAGUACGAGGACAACUUCACGGAAUACUUUGGGAAUUACGAAGAGGAUGAGCCCCCCGUGUCCCAUCUCACUCACGCCCAGGUGGCCUCGCUUGUGUUCCACGGCGUGGCUUUUCUCCUGGGAGUGCCUGGCAAUGCGAUAGUCAUCUGGAUUAUGGGCUUCAAAUGGGACAAGACCGUCACUUCCCUCUGGUUCCUCAACCUGGCUAUUGCGGACUUCAUCUUCGUCCUUUUCCUCCCUCUCUACAUUACCUACGUGGCCACGGGCUUCCACUGGCCCUUUGGGAAGUGGCUGUGCAAAGCCAACUCCUUCAUUGCUCUGUUCAACAUGUUUGCCAGCGUCUUCUUCCUGACGGCCAUCAGCCUUGACCGUUACGUCCACCUGAUCCACCCUGUCUUCUCCUACAGGCACCGGACUCUCAAGAACACCUCCUUUAUGAUUGCUUUCAUUUGGAUUUUGGCCACGCUCAUUGGAAGCCCGGCGCUGUACUUUAGAGAUACCCUUACACUACACGACAACGUCACCAUUUGCUACAACAACUUCCAUCCCACGGACGUUGAUCUUAUUAUCCUCAGACACCACGUUCUGACCUGGGUAAGGUUCAUUUGCGGAUACCUCUUUCCUCUGCUAACCAUGGUUGUUUGUUACUCCCUUCUGAUAUGCCAGGUGAAGAAAAGUGCUAUUUUGACCUCCAGCAGGCUCUUCUGGACUGUUCUGGCUGUGGUGGUGGUCUUUUUCGUUUGCUGGACCCCUUACCAGAUAUUCAGCAUCCUGGAGCUAUCUGCUCACCACGAUAACUACUGGCACAACUUGCUCCGCGACGCCAUCCCUCUUUCCGUCAGCUUUGCUUUCAUCAAUAGCUGCCUUAACCCCAUUCUCUACGUCCUCCUCAGCAAGAAGCUCCAGUCCUGUUUCAGCGUGACGUUUUCAGAACUGGUGAAACACACCCUCUGGGAAGUCAGCCGGUCGGGGACAGUCAGCGAACAAGUCUGGAAUUCUUUGAGUCUACAGCAGGGCGAAGCGUCUGAGCUCGAGACUUCUCUGGGUGAAAUAUCUCCCUGACGGGCACUCACUCUGCAAUAUGCCCACCUUAUUAAGAUCUAGACACCAGGGGUGUUUGUAACCCAACAGUCGCUACACAAGGGUAUCCAAGUUGGUGCUUCCCAGGUGGAACUCCCUUUGCUUUGACCCCAUUCAGCUGCCACGAGCUGCAUAUAUUUUUCUGGUAAAACUUAUUUAGUAAAAGGGCACAUGUUUAGCAAAGCCAGGGUAGCCGCUGUGAUGUCAUCCACAUGUUGCGUACGGCCACUCCCAUCACCCUUGACCAUUGGCCAUGAUGGCAAUGACAGAAGUUGGAAGUCUGAAUGAGGUCAAAACAACAGAAGUUCAUAAGCAACUUCAAUUGUUCGUAGGGUUGCCAAACGUUUAGG